Molecule: messenger RNA, 3513 nt
Organism: Lizanozyma spartinae
Lineage: Eukaryota; Fungi; Ascomycota; Pichiomycetes; Serinales; Debaryomycetaceae
Gene: SMC2
Product: condensin subunit
Exons: 2
Coding region: 1-3513 (1170 amino acids)
Biological process (GO): chromosome organization
Cellular component (GO): chromosome
Molecular function (GO): ATP binding; protein binding; ATP hydrolysis activity
Source: RefSeq, a predicted model, not a curated record
AUGGUUGUAGAAGAGUUGAUCAUUGAUGGCUUCAAAUCAUACGCUACACGUACAGUGAUAUCUGGAUGGGACCCACAGUUUAAUGCCAUCACCGGGUUGAAUGGAUCGGGGAAAUCCAACAUUCUUGAUGCCAUUUGUUUUGUUCUUGGGAUAUCAUCCAUGACAACAGUUAGAGCCUCAAAUCUACAAGACUUGAUCUAUAAAAGAGGCCAAGCAGGUGUUACUAAGGCGAGUGUGACCAUAGUGUUUGAUAAUAGCGAGGUGUCCAAGCUGCCAAUUGGAUUUGAAAGCUGUAGUAAAAUAAGCGUCACUAGACAAAUUGUAUUGGGAGGCAAUUCCAAGUACUUGAUUAAUGGUCAUAAGGCACAACAACAAACGGUGUUAAAUUUGUUUCAAAGUGUUCAAUUAAACAUCAACAAUCCGAACUUCUUGAUUAUGCAAGGAAAAAUCACCAAAGUGUUAAACAUGAAGCCAAGUGAAACAUUACUGUUGAUUGAAGAGGCAAGUGGGACGCGUACUUUUGAAGAUCGACGGUUAAAGGCCGAGAAAACUAUGCAAAAAAAGGAUCAGAAAUUAAAGGAAAUCAGGACCCUUUUGGAUGAAGAAAUUAAACCUAAAUUGGAUAAGUUGAAGCACGAGAAAAGUAUUUACAUGGAGUUUCAAGAGGUUCAAACUAAAUUAGAGAAGAGUACAAAGAUCUUAUUGGCAUAUAAUUAUCAACAUUACUUGAAUAGAUUCAAUCAUGAAUCUCAAUUGCUAAAUGAGAAUGAAGAAGAGGAAAGAAUAUUGAAUGAUUUAACCAACAGACUUACUUCCGAAAUAUCAUCUUUAAAAGAUGAUUUAGCAGUCUCAAAGAAGAAGCGUGAACAAGAGAUGAUUAAGGAUGGGAAAAUUAAACAGUUAGAGGCAAAGGAAAACGAAUUGUCUAAUAACUUAACCAGAGCUACAACCUCAAAGGAUAUUAUAAAUGACAACAUUAAAGAAGAAAUGAAAUCUUUGGAGAAAUUAAAGGAAAAGUUAAAGUCUCUUUCUGACAAAGAGUCUUCAAAUUUAGAAUCUUCUUCCUUAGAGGAUGCUUAUAAGAGAUCAAAGGAACAAUUAAUUCAGUUGAAAGAUGACUACAAUAGAAAGGAAGAGUUAUUAUCAACUUUGUCAACAGGUGUCUCCUUAGGAGGUGAAGGAGGUUAUUUAUCCCAAGUUAAGGAUGCUAAAGAGCGCCUAAAUGAGUCUCAAAAUAAAAUUCAAAGUGGUCAUAUGAAAAUCGACCAUUUAAGAAAUCAGUUACAGUCAAACCAAGAGAGACUUCAUCAAGCAAAAGCAGAAAAUCAAAAUGUACUACAAAAAAUUGAAAACGACAAGGUUUUCAUUCAAAAGAAGGAAAAUGAAUUGAAAGCUAUUGGUUAUGAUCAUGAGCUAUUCCAACAGUUAAAAUCCGAAGAUUCGUCUUUAAAUGACCAAUUACGUGGACUCAAUCAACAGUUAAGUCUUGUGAAGAGAGAAUUAAACAACAACAAUGUGAAUUCAAGUAAUUUAGAGUUCCAUUGCAAUCUACCUCAUUUAAAUUCCAAGCUAGUUAAAGGUAUUGUUGCUUCCUUGUUUACUUUGACCGAUUUGGAGAAAGCAUUUGCUUUACAAGUUUGUGCUGGGGGACGGUUAUAUAACGUAAUCGUUGAUAAUGCCAGUAUUGCACUGGAUAUCUUGGAGCGAGGUCAGUUAAAGAAGAGAGUUACCAUUAUUCCAUUGGAUAAAAUCCAAUCAAGACUGCUUGACACCCAAAUGGUUGAAUACGCUAAACUGCUUCGUCCUCAGAAGGUGGAUUUGGCAUUAAACCUUAUUAAGUUUGAGGAUGAACUUCAUAAAGCCAUGGAAUACGUUUUUGGUACAACUUUUAUAGUGAAAGAUCCAGAAGCUGCCAAAACCAUAACUUUUGAUCCAAAAAUAAGAAGUCGUUCUAUUACACUUGAUGGUGACAUCUAUGAUCCCGAAGGUAACUUAUCUGGUGGUUCCAGAAAGAAUUCGACGGCUAUUUUGGUUAUAAUUCAGAAAUACAAUAAGAUUAUUCAAUCCAUUGGUCAAAUUGAACAAGAAUUAGCUUCUGUUAGGAAUAAGCUACAAGGUCUUUCAGCUUUGAGUAUGAAAUCACAACCGUUGAUACAAGAGAUUCAAUUAAAACGUCAUGAGUUGCAAUUAGCUCAGAAGAUGUUAGAAAGCAACCCAUCUGCUCAAAUUGUGAAACAAUACGAGACCAUAGAGAAGGAAAUAGCCAAUAUUGAACAAGAAGUAGAGAGAGAGAAUUCAAAUUCAAUAGCUAUUCAAAAAGAGAUUGCAUCAAUUGAGAAAGAUAUGAGCGAGUUUAAUUCCAAUAAGAAGGGAAAAUUGAAACAAUUAACCAAGGAAGUUGCUCAACUAAAGGUACUUGUACAACAAAAGGAUUCCGAGGUGAAUGAAACCCUUGAACGAUUCCAGAAUAUUCAAAUGGAAUUAGACCUGGUAGCUAAUGAGCGGAAGGUACUUGAAGAUUCGAUUGCGAAUGGGGAAAGUACCAUUGCAGACCUAAAUACCAAAUUUGAAGCAACAACGAGCUCAAUAGCACAAUAUACAGAGGAAUUGAAAUCGGUUCAAGGCAUUUUAGAGGAAGAGAAGGCAAACUUAUUUGGUAUAACUGAAGAAAUUCUGGAAUUAACCAAGAUCAUCAAAGUGAAAGAGGAGGAGAUGGGUGAAGCCAAGUUGAAUCUUCAGAAAACACAUCAUGAACUUGAAAAGCUUAAAGGAGCCAUAAAACAUGUUAAACGAAGUUUAGAUGAUAUGAUUGGAGAAAAUGAUUGGAUUACUGAUGAUCGAGUUGUUAGUACUAUAAUCCAACAAAAUCCAAAUGCCAACGUUCACGAGAUUAAAGAGCAGCAACAAGUACUUCAAGAUAGAUUUCAAAACAUGAGAAGAAAAGUUAACAGUAAUAUCAUGAACAUGAUUGAGAAUGUGGAGAAUAAGGAAACAGCAUUAAAGACAAUGGUCAGAACUAUUGGUAGAGAUAGAACCAAGAUCGUUAAUACUAUUGAAAAGUUGAAUGGAUACAAGAGAGAUACAUUGAAUAAAACAUAUAAAAGAGUCUCGACUGAUUUUGGGAAUAUUUUUGCAGAUUUAUUACCUGGGUCGUUUGCUAAAUUGGUUCCAGUUGACGAUGAGGAUGUUACUAAAGGGUUAGACAUCAAGGUUAAAUUAGGACAAGUGUGGAAAGAGUCACUUGUUGAGCUUUCUGGAGGUCAAAGAUCAUUAAUUGCUCUUUCACUUAUCAUGGCACUUCUUCAAUUCAAGCCGGCACCGAUGUAUAUUUUGGAUGAAGUUGAUGCAGCCUUGGAUUUAUCUCAUACACAGAAUAUCGGACAUCUUAUUAAGACAAGAUUUAAGGGUUCACAGUUCAUUGUUGUUUCAUUAAAGGAAGGAAUGUUCACCAAUGCCAACCGAGUAUUUAGAACUAGGUUCCAAGACGGUACGUCAGUAGUGUCUGUCAUGUAA